Molecule: messenger RNA, 558 nt
Organism: Lactuca saligna
Lineage: Eukaryota; Viridiplantae; Streptophyta; Magnoliopsida; Asterales; Asteraceae
Source: the annotation of a GenBank genome assembly
AUGUUGACCCCUAACGUUGUUAACAAAGUGGUUGCCUUCGAGAUGAUUUGUAGCGCAAAUGGGUAUGUUCCUGACUAUUUCGUUUUCAGGUUCUUUUUCCGGUUCUGCCUUACCGGCGACAAGUGCACUUUUUUGGCCCGGCGAGGGGGGCAUGCCUUAGUUCUUGAUGGGCGCACCCCCAAGAAUUGGCAAGACAAGUGGUUAUGGGUGAACCAGGAACUGGUUGGGAGUGGCCGUUACCGUGCCAACACUUUCGCCGAUACUAUCACUAAGCUUUUUCCUCACAAUCGGGAAGUGGCCGAUUACCUGAAAAAGGGCACUCCUGAGGAUGCUGCGAGUCGUGAAAUGGUGCUUGUGAAUGACAUUGGUGUGGGAGGAAAUGGUAAGGAUUACGGUGCUAGUGGUGAUGGUCGAGCAGGUGCUGGAGGUGGCGGUGUUGACGGGGUGGCAGGUGAUAACGAAGUUUCUAACGGUUUGGCUGGGAAAGGGAGUGCGGAUGAUGUUGUAGAGGGGGCUGUGGUUGGUGAUAAGUCUGUUGGUGAUGGUUCGAGGCCAUAA